Molecule: messenger RNA, 1512 nt
Organism: Papilio polytes (common Mormon)
Lineage: Eukaryota; Metazoa; Arthropoda; Insecta; Lepidoptera; Papilionidae
Exons: 12
Coding region: 127-1512 (461 amino acids)
Biological process (GO): nucleoside metabolic process
Molecular function (GO): catalytic activity
Source: RefSeq, a predicted model, not a curated record
UGUGGCAGGUUGGUGUUUGAUUUAUUUAUGAAAGUUGUUUACCUUUUCUUGUUACCUUGUUGUACCUAUUCGUUUAACUUAUUUCUAUAUUGUUAAAACAUUGGCUGUUGAAAUUGAAUUAUAAAAAUGGAAAACACAGAAGAAAAAGUGAUAAUGACACCAAAAUGUAAAACACCUACAUCCACCACAAUAGUUGUGGAAAGAAAGGUGGUUGAUGCAGCACCUAGUGAGAAAAUACACGUUGCUGGUGGUGAUCAUACUGGUAUCAUAAUAAACAAGGAAAAAGUAUAUGAGAAUGGAGUAACAGAACCAUGUCAUGCGCAGUUGGAGUUCUGUGUCUAUUUAGUGUCAGCAGCAACAGGUUCACAUACAAGAGAGGCUAGAGCCCUGAGGUUCUGGUUCAAACCUGAAGUACCACGAGAGGAUUGUCCCCAUGAAGCACAGAGCUUUUUCCGUGAACUUGUUAGUCCACAAGAUUUUCCAAAGGAUUAUGUUGGUUUCAUCAAAAAAAUAAUGAAAUUAAUGCAACAUAAAUAUCAUCAGCUUAAAAUAUUGGAAGUUGAACUGAGACAAGAGGUUUGCGGAUCACCACCUCAAGAAUCAAAUGGCGUUAUUUCCAGUAAAGGGCUUAUAUACAAGUAUUCUAAUGGAUCUUUCAUUGAAGAUAGUGUUUUAAAUCAAACACAAUUUAUAUCAGAGCAAAGAGUGUUGGAUAUGAUUGAGAAUGCAUACCCCAAUCCAUUGACUGUGGACGAUUUUGUUACUGUUGGAAAAUGGUCAAAAGCGGAUGUAAAAGAUGCAUUAGAGGCUUUGGAAGAAAAGGGUCUGACCAGAGCUAUGUCGGAAGGUCUAUACAUACGACAACAUAGUAUUGACACACAGGUAGUGAAACAGAUGCCCACGCUAAGUUCGUCGCGUCAGCCAAGCAUCGCCAUCAUCACUGCAUUGUACUGCGAGAAGCAAGCCGUUGAUGCAAUGAUGGAUAACCAAGAGACAUAUGUCCGUUAUACUACUGUUGGCGAGUCCAAUGUUUAUACCCUGGGUACGAUCGGCAUGCACCGCGUGGUAACCACAAAGCUGCCAUCAGUUGGCCGAACCAGGGAAGCUAUGACCGCGGCUGGUAACACCACGACAAGAUUACUCGGGAUAUUCCAGAAGGUAGAAUAUGUAUUCCUGGUAGGCGUGGGCGGCGGCGUGCCGCACUACACGGACUACUCGCGCCACGUGCGCCUCGGUGACGUCGUCGUCUCCACGCCGGCGACAGAUUUGAAUGAGAAGUAUGUCUACAUAUUCUGCGAGAAGGCUGAACGUAAUGACAAAGGCGGGUGGGACUACGAAGUGAAACCGUACAAGCCUGCUAACUUCUUAUUACAAGACAUCGCGCUGCGACUCUUGAAGACUGAAGAUUCUUGGAGCUUGUAUGUUAACGAAGGUAAGCUACAUAAAAUGUAUAUCGGACUAUCGCGACGGUACCCGCGGCAAGGAGUGGCAGGCGCACCGCCGCCGUCAUGA